Molecule: messenger RNA, 420 nt
Organism: Haliotis rubra (blacklip abalone)
Lineage: Eukaryota; Metazoa; Mollusca; Gastropoda; Lepetellida; Haliotidae
Exons: 4
Coding region: 34-339 (101 amino acids)
Biological process (GO): sensory perception of taste
Cellular component (GO): membrane
Source: RefSeq, a predicted model, not a curated record
UCCGUCACCUCAUUUGCUGUGGGCUCGUCCAUUAUGCAUCUCAUCGCUCUCACCUAUACUGGUGUCAGACUCCAUGAAGCGGCACAUCAACCUCUGAAUAUUCUGCAUGAUUUGGCUGGGAGAAAUAUGCCAGAUAGAGUAAUUGGACUGGUCACUCUGUUCACCAACAAGUUGUCUCAACGUCAGAUCGGAAUCUGCCCCUUAGGACUCAUGACCAUCACGAAGGACACUAUCCUAACGAUCAUUGGUACCCUCCUCACCUACGUUUUCAUUGUGAUCCAGUUUAAACCGGAAUCAAGUGGUGGAUGUCGACAAGCUGAAAACGCUACGGCAAUAUAGUGGGACCGACUAAUACUUGAGCCGUUCGUUAUUCAGUGAGAGACUUUGUUGUCAUUUCUUGUCACAUCGUCCGUUUUUCAA